Messenger RNA from Linum tenue, 2023 nucleotides. The record is from the annotation of a GenBank genome assembly. Lineage: Eukaryota; Viridiplantae; Streptophyta; Magnoliopsida; Malpighiales; Linaceae.
CUACCAAAAAGGAACACCUAAAUAAUCCCGUCAAUACCCUUUCCACGUGGCAGUUUCCGGGUAGUCCAAAUCCCACGGAAUCCUUCCUGCCCCGGCGUUUAAUGGAUCGAAAGAAUUUCCGGCAGAGAAUAAGAUUUGUUGUACGAGCAAUUGAAUUUGAUAUUUCAGAAUUCAGACUUGUUCCAUGAAGAAGGAAGUAGUAUCCAGUCGAAACCGAGUUGGGGUUCGAUAAAGAAUUGUUUUUGGAUCCAAAACUUCAAGAAGAUCGCCGUGGCGGGAUGUGUUUGUGGCGGAAUCCCCAAUCCAUCGUCCCUCGCUAGGCAACAAGCCGGCGCCAGAUAAUCCACACAAACCCAGUACAAGAAGAAGCUUCCUUCGCAGGAACUUGGGCCGACUUUCAUUGAAGCCAUCCCCGCCUGCAGGAGCUUGCGGACUUUCCUUGAAGCCAAAGUAAGUAAUAAAGGCGCUUCCUUUGCUAGUGGGUAAAGGUAGAGACUGAAUAAAAGUUCAGAUCUUUGGGAGAGAAGAAGAGUGGUGGUUUGCAGGAAGCUGGUGGUGAAGCAGGCAAAAGGAAAUGGGGAUAUUGCAUGAAGAUGUUGUGUUGAUAAAUCAGGCUGAGAAGGCUGGUGAACCAACUGUGAUUACCGUGAAUUGUCCGGAUAAAACUGGGCUGGGUUGUGAUUUGUGCAGGGUUAUUCUCUUCUUUGGUCUCAGCAUUUCCAGAGGAGAUUUUCAAACGGAUGGGAAAUGGUGCUAUUUAGUGUUUUGGGUGGUGGGGAAGCCCAACACAAGGUGGAAUUUGUUGAAGAAGAGACUUUUGGAGGUGUGCCCUUCUUACUUCUCCACAUCAGGCAUCUACUACUAUCGGCCAGAAAAUCAGCAGCCUACCCCGCCAAAUGUUUUCCUCUUGAAGUUCUGGUGUUCUUGCGAUCGAAAGGGCCUUUUGCAUGAUGUUACCAAGGUUCUUUGCGACCUGGAGCUGACCAUUAAACGAGUGAAGGUAUCCACAGCCCCUGAUGGAAGAGUUAUGGACCUCUUUUUUGUCACUGAUGCCAGGGAACUUCUUCAUACCAAAAAGAGACAGGAAGAGACAUUCUGUCGUUUGAAAGAUGUAUUAGGCGAUGCAUUGAUGAGUUGUGAGAUUGAGAUGGCUGGAGCAGAAAUUAUUACAGCAUGUUCACAAGUGUCUUCAUUUCUUCCUUCUGCAAUCACGGAGGACAUGUUCAACUUAGAGCUCCCCGAUAGCAGACAGCGGAGUGGUUUUUUUGCUUCCACUCCCGUAUCUGUUACAGUGGACAACACACUCAGUCCCUCUCACACCCUUGUUCAGAUAUUCUGCAAGGAUCACAAAGGCCUCAUUUACGACAUUAUGAGAACCCUUAAGGACUAUAAUAUACAGAUUUCAUAUGGAAGAUUCUUUGCAAAUCCAAGAGGGAACUGUGAGGUCGACGUGUUCAUAAUGCAAGCGGAUGGGAAAAAGGUGGUUGACCCAAACAAACAGACGGCACUGUGCUCCCGUCUGAGAAUGGAGCUUCUGAACCCUCUUCGAGUAGCGGUGGUCAGUACUGGUCCUGACACAGAGCUUCUUGUGGCAAACCCUGUUGAACUCUCCGGCAGGGGAAGGCCUCUUGUCUUUCACGAUAUCACCUUGGCUCUCAAGAUGCUCAGUGCUUGCGCAUUCUCGGUGAAGAUCGGAAGGUACAUGAUUCAUGAUAGGGAGUGGGAAGUGUACAGAGUGCUGCUUGACGAAAGAGAGGAACGCCCAACUGUGCCAAGGAUGAAGAUCGAGGAAGGUGUGAAGAAAGUAUUGAUGGGUUGGGAAUAAGAUUGAAUUGAUCAUCUACUUAUUCCAGCCUUUGUAUAUAAAAAUACAUCUAGAUACAGCUUCUAUUUCCUUUUCCCUUGGCUUACUAACCACCACAUAUGUUCAUUUCAGUACUUGCAAAAAUGUAAAUCAUGGAUAUGAGAUAGAGAAAUAUGAAUGACAAAAGUAUCUGUACAUUAAAUUCCUGGCCUUUACCGG